Molecule: messenger RNA, 1405 nt
Organism: Botrytis cinerea B05.10
Lineage: Eukaryota; Fungi; Ascomycota; Leotiomycetes; Helotiales; Sclerotiniaceae
Exons: 3
Coding region: 81-1079 (332 amino acids)
Source: RefSeq, a predicted model, not a curated record
GUUCCAACAAUUGCUUUUCAAUUCUCAAACUUUCAAAUCCAAGUACGUUAGUACGAUCAAUCAUCAUAGCUCCAAGCAAGAUGUCGACAAUCACGAGCGCCGCAACUACAUCAGCAUCAAGUUAUUUAGUAGGCCCAUUGACUACAACUUAUACACCCACUGGCUCUGAUUGUAGUCAAGUUUUCUGGGCUCAAAAUCUGAAAAAUUCUUGGCUUGCGUAUGGUGGUAUCGGUAGUGGGAGUACCAGUUGUAUGCCCAGUGGAUUCCAUCGUGAAACAGCAUAUUAUUAUUCUCCCGGUGUCUGUCCAACGGGAUAUAGUGCCGCCUGCUCGUCAUAUUCUACAGGCUCGAGUGCUACGAAAACCAUAGCUACUUGUUGUCCCACAGGCUAUACAUGUUUUGCAAAUAGAGGAGCAGACCAAAUUUAUGGAUGUACAUCCUAUUUUUCGGAAGAUGAAACAUUAUCGAUCAACAGCGUAUUAUUCGAUACCGUUACUGCGGCGAGCACAACGUCAUACCCUGUCAUAUACGCCAGCACGACUAUAACUGUCACAUCGGGGGUUGACAAGGUAGCAGCCUAUGGUAUAAUCAUAGAGAGAGCUUCGGACGAUCCUUCUUGGGUAUCAAGUACAACUUCAUCUACUACAUCUUCCUCAACGGCAUCGCCGAUUAGAAGUGGUUCAAACGGCCUCGCAUCCGCAACCUCAUCUUCCAGUGAUGCAUCAUCAGCAACAAGUUCAGCAUCGUCAUCAUCAGCAUCGUCGAAUACAGGGAUGUCCACUGGUGCCAAAGCAGGUGUAGCUAUCGGAGUAGCCCUCGGUGUUUUAAUCAUCGCAGCGGGAGCUCUUCUGUUAUUCAGAAGACUCAGAAGACGCCCUCGAGGCUUGCAACCUGUUCCUAUAGGCGAGCUUGACGGACCAACGCAAUAUUACGAGAAGCCUAAUAGCGAUGAGCCUUAUAACGCUCCUCCUUAUGUCACGGAAGCUCCAGAUACAGCGGUAAAUCAACGAGGAGGAGAGUUGCAUGGCAACGAUAUAUCUUACGAGUUAUCCGGAAGUACGGCCCCGAGGAGAUAUUGAGAAAAGCGGAGACGAAAGAUCUAAAUUCAAUAUGUGAACUGUAUUUUUUGAUGCAGCUUCGGUGGAUGAUACACGUCCAUUAGUCCGAGAUUUAACAAGAUAAUAAGAUACCCAAGUCGUCAAAAAUGCAGGAUGAUAAACAGGAGGCAAAAUCACCUCGAGGGGUAGGCCAUUGCGUAAUUGCACAGGGAAAAGUACACGUGCUUUUUCGUGGAGACAUGCGAUCAUUGAAACUUGGAUGCUUCAAUUAUGGUUUAAUGUACAUAUAUAUAUAUACUAGCGAUUUUCUUAAUGAUAGAGAACAGAACUAAUACGAACGUAGCGAC